GGAAGGGAUUCCCCACCCACCCCCCUGCACGUGUAAACUCCCUUGCUCGCUCGGUGGACCGAAAAAAAAAACAACCACCAUGAAACUCUUGACCCACAACAUGCUCACUUCGCACGUGCGAGGCGUGCGGCCCGGUGGAGGGUUCCCCCUUCUCAUAAAGGCUACAGAGGUGAAAGUGAACGAUAUCGAUUUCAAUCCAGAGUUCACGGCACGGAUGGUGCCCAAAAUUGAAUGGGCAGCUCUGGUGGGCGCUGCCGAAAGUUUGGGUCAUCGCUCAGACCUUCCCUCCGAGCUCAUCCCCGACUACGAGAAAAAUGAAGAUUUUCUUCGGAAAGUGCAUCAUGUCUUAAUGGAGGUGGAGGUGAUCGAAGGUAUUCUGAAAUGUCCAGAUACUGGGCGGGAAUUUCCCAUUACAAAGGGGAUACCGAACAUGUUGCUGAGCGAAGACGAGACGUGAGCUAUUCUGCUAUCAAAAAAAGGCCCUAGAAGAAGUCCAGUGGAAAAUGGAGGAGGAGGAGGAGUAUUAAUUUCCCUGCAACAGUUUUUGCUUUAUUGUUUGUUUUGUGUUGUGUAAAUAAAUCGGAAAUGCUUAAAUGCCUACUUCACAAUGUUGGAUUGGUGUUUUAGCAGAUCUGUUUGGAAACUGA
Messenger RNA from Ahaetulla prasina, 647 nucleotides. RefSeq names its product tRNA methyltransferase activator subunit 11-2 (gene TRMT112). NCBI's taxonomy places the organism in Eukaryota, Metazoa, Chordata, Lepidosauria, Squamata, Colubridae. Gene Ontology annotation, biological process: rRNA (guanine-N7)-methylation; tRNA methylation; peptidyl-glutamine methylation. The coding region runs from base 80 to 457 and encodes 125 amino acids. The transcript has 4 exons. The record is from RefSeq and is a predicted model, not a curated record. Gene Ontology annotation, molecular function: protein heterodimerization activity.